This is a messenger RNA of Rhinichthys klamathensis goyatoka, 4015 nucleotides long. Its product is annotated as ribosome quality control complex subunit NEMF-like. Lineage: Eukaryota; Metazoa; Chordata; Actinopteri; Cypriniformes; Leuciscidae. Gene Ontology annotation, biological process: ribosome-associated ubiquitin-dependent protein catabolic process; rescue of stalled cytosolic ribosome. Gene Ontology annotation, cellular component: RQC complex. The transcript is spliced from 31 exons. The record is from RefSeq and is a predicted model, not a curated record. The coding region runs from base 97 to 3477 and encodes 1126 amino acids. Gene Ontology annotation, molecular function: tRNA binding; ribosomal large subunit binding.
CAGAUGCGCAUGCGUACAAGCUAUGCGGAACCCGUCGCAUGUCAGAUGUGUGAACUCAGAGUUUGUUGCCAUAAUUAAAAAUAAUAAUAAUCAAUCAUGAAGAGCAGGUUUAAUACCGUGGAUAUUAGGGCAGUGAUCGCAGAAAUCAAUGCGAAAUGUGUCGGGAUGAGAGUCAACAACAUCUAUGACAUCGACACUAAAACAUACCUGAUCCGGCUGCAGAAGCCGGACUGUAAAUCGGUGCUCCUGGUCGAGUCUGGCAUCAGGAUCCACUGCACUGAGUUCGACUGGCCCAAGAACAUCAUGCCGUCGGGAUUCGCCAUGAAAUGCCGGAAGCAUCUGAAGUCCCGGCGGCUGGUCCAUGUUAAUCAGCUCGGCGUGGACAGGAUCGUGGAUCUGCAGUUCGGCUCUGAUGAGGCGGCGUAUCACCUGAUCCUCGAGCUCUACGACCGCGGGAACAUCAUCCUGACGGAUCAUCAGUUCACGAUCCUGAAUCUGCUGCGCUUCCGUACGGCUGAGGCCGAGGACGUGGACGUGAAGAUCGCAGUGAGGGAACGAUACCCUGUGGAGAACGCCAGACCCGUGGAGCCGCUCAUCAGCCUUACCCGACUCACAGAGAUCCUGUCUGAAGCUCAGAGUGGAGAACAAGUCAAACGGAUUCUGAAUCCUCAUCUGCCGUACGGCGGACCGCUCAUUGAACACUGCCUCAUGGCCGUCGGGCUGCCGGGUCUCUGUAAAGUCGACGGCCAGUUUGAUGUUUCUCAGGGAAGUGCUAAAGUCCUGGAGGCGCUGCAGAUGGCAGAGGAUUACAUGGAGAAAACAGCCGACUUCAGUGGGAGGGGCUUCAUCCUUCAGAAGUGCGAGAAGAAGCCGAGCAUGAGUCCAGAUGAAGCUGAUGAAGAGUUGCUCACGUAUGAAGAAUUUCAUCCGUUUCUCUUUUGUCAACAUGCAAAAAGCCGCUAUGUUGAGUUCGAGUCUUUUAACAAGGCGGUGGAUGAGUUCUUCUCUAAGAUGGAGGGCCAGAAGCUGGACAUGAAGGCGCUUCAGCAGGAGAAGCAGGCGCUGAAGAAGCUGGAGAACGUGCGGCGAGACCAUGAGCAGCGGCUGGAGGCUCUUCAUCAGGCGCAGGAGGUGGACCGGCUGAAGGGAGAGCUGGUGGAGAUGAACCUGUCGACGGUGGAGCGCGCGCUGACGGUGGUGCGCAGUGCGCUGGCCAAUCAGGUGGACUGGGCGGAGAUCGGGCAGAUCGUGAAGGAAGCUCAAGCGGCCGGAGAUCCCGUGGCCUGCGCCAUCAAAGAGCUGAAGCUGCAGAGCAAUCACAUGACCAUGCUGCUGAGAAACCCGUAUGUGGCUCCAGAGGACGGAGAGCCGGGACACACGGACUCCAGCAGGACCUCUGAGGAACCAGCGCCGCUGAAGGGCAGGAAGAGCAAGAGCCGGGAGAGCGGGCCGAGAGGAAAACUGGACAGGGACAAACCGGUUCUGGUGGACGUGGAUCUGAAUCUCUCGGCCUACGCCAACGCAAAGAAGUACUACGACUGCAAGAGAAGCGCCGCCAAGAAAGAGCAGAAAACCGUGAAGCGGCACAAAAGGCCUUCAAAAUCUGCUGAGAAAAAGACCAAACAGACACUGAAAGAAGUGCAGACGGUGACCAGCAUUCAGAAGGCCAGGAAGGUGUACUGGUUUGAGAAGUUCCUGUGGUUCGUCAGCUCUGAGAACUAUCUGAUCAUCGCUGGACGAGACCAGCAGCAGAACGAGAUGAUCGUCAAGCGCUACCUGAGAGCAGGAGAUGUGUACGUUCACGCGGAUCUGCAUGGAGCCACGAGCUGUGUGAUCAAGAACCCGUCCGGCCAGCCGGUUCCCCCCCGCACGCUGACCGAGGCCGGCACCAUGGGCGUCUGCUACAGCGCGGCCUGGGACGCCAAGGUCAUCACCAGCGCCUGGUGGGUCCAUCAUCAUCAGGUGACCAAAACCGCUCCGACGGGAGAGUACCUGACCACCGGCAGCUUCAUGAUCAGAGGGAAGAAAAACUUCCUACCUCCAUCAUAUCUGAUCAUGGGCUUUGGGUUUCUGUUCAAGGUCGAUGAUCAGAGUGUCUUCAGGCAUCGAGGAGAGAGGAAGAUGAAGACCCUGGAUGAGGAAGAGGACGUGGCGUCCAGCACUGCAGACCUCCUGGAGGAAGGAGACGAACUCUUAGGUGAAGACAGCGAGCGUGAGGAAGAGGAGGAGGAGGAGGAGGAGCCGCAGGCCGAGAGCAACACCAGAGACGAGGAAGACCAGAGCGCCGAGAUCAGCUUCCCCGACACCAGCAUCUCCCUGUCACAUCUGCAGCCCAACAGGACUCUUCACACCAACGCCUUCACGCAGGGCGAGUCGCAUCAGGCAAGCACAGCCGAGGCUCAUGGGAGAAAACACCUGACGGCCAGACAGCGCAGGGACAUGAAGAAGCAGAGGCCGGAGAGUGUGGACGGUCCCGAGGAGAGCGGCGCCACAGACGCGGAGACUCCCAGCGGUGCGGAGCGCAGGAGCGGGGCCACCGAGCCGGAGCGCAGGAGCGGCGGGGCCACAGAGCCGGAGCGCAGGAGCGGCGGGACCACAGAGCCGGAGCGCAGGAGCGGCGGGGCCACAGAGCCGGAGCGCAGGAGCGGCGGGGCCACAGAGCCGGAGCGCAGGAGCGGCGGGGCCACAGAGCCGGAGCGCAGGAGCGGCGGGGCCACAGAGCCGGAGCGCAGGAGCGGCGGGGCCACAGAGCCGGAGCGCAGGAGCGGCGGGGCCACAGAGCCGGAGCGCAGGAGCGGCGGGGCCACAGAGCCGGAGCGCAGGAGCGGCGGGGCCACAGAGCCGGAGCGCAGGAGCGGGGCCACCGAGCCGCUGAAGAGAGGACAGAAGAACAAACUGAAGAAGAUGAAGGACAAGUACAAAGACCAGGAUGAAGAGGACCGGGAGAUGAUGAUGAAGCUAUUGGGGUCCGCAGGAUCCCGCAAGGAGGAGAAGCCGAAGAAGGGCAAGAAAGGGAGGAUAAAAGAAGAGCCGGUCAGGAAACAUCCUCCUCCUCCUCCUCCUCAGAAAGCGGUUGUGAAGCCCGAGGCCGUGGCCAUCGCCCGCCCGAGCGCAGACGCCGAAGCCGAAGAUCCCGACUCCAAGGAGACGGAGGACGUGGACAACCCUGUGGCUGAGGACGUUCUGGACUCUCUGACCGGUCUGCCGCACCCGGACGAUGUGCUGAUGUUCUCCGUGCCCGUCUGCGCUCCCUACAUGGCGCUCGCCAACUACAAGUACAAAGUAAAAUUAACGCCAGGGACUCAGAAAAAGGGCAAAGCUGCCCGCACGGCCGUGCUGAGCUUCAUGCGAGGGAAAGAUGCCAGCGCUCGAGAGAAAGACUUGUUCCGGAGCGUCAAGGACACGGAUCUGUCCAGGAACAUGCCUGGGAAGGUGAAGGUGUCGGCGCCGAACCUCUUAGCAGCGAAGAAGAAGUGAAGCGCAUCCCAUCAUGCUCUGAACCGCCUUCUCACAGACUGGAGAGUCACAUGUGUUUGAUGACAGAACACCCUGAGCUUUGUGUUUUAAAAACACAUCAUUUCCCUUCAACUCGUUGGAUUUAAUAAUAAAUAAAUCAAAAUCACAGUAUAAAUGUGAACACUGCUUCAUUUAUUUUACACAUUGGAAAAAUCAAAAACAACAAAAAACAGAUUAACAACAUUUCGGCUUGUGGUACAAAUCUGCAUCAGAACGUCUGGACUGGAUCAGGUGGUGAAUCAUAUGGUCUCGUUUCAGUAAAUGUGUGAAUCAAAGGUUUGGAAAACAGAUUUCAGUUCCUUCUUUAAAUGUUAGUGUUUUGUACACAAAGUGUUGAUGGUAUGCUUGCGAUUGGGAGAUUGUGUCACACUGAGGAGCAGAACGGCGUCGAGAGCGACGAGUUAAUGCAGAUCUGCUGUUCAGAAUCUAUUUGAAAAUGUUGAAAUCAGUUCAGGGAUGGUUUUUGUGUUGUCCGGCGGAGUAAACCAUUCUUCUGCUA